AUGACAUUAUUCCCAUUAUUGUUGUUCCUGGCUGCUGUGUUACCCCCAUCCCUUCUUCAAGAUGACUAUGAGGUAUGGAAUGAAAAUCUUGAGAAUUUGUCAACCACUAGACAGUCAGUUCAAGAAGAGAUUGUAAACAAGCACAACCAACUGAGAAGAAUGGUUUCUCCACCUGGUAGUGACUUACUAAAGAUGCAAUGGAGCAAUGAUGCCCGAGUGAAUGCACAGAGAUGGGCAAGCCAGUGCACUUAUGAACACAGUCCUCCAGAAGCCAGGACCACCAAAAUAAGAUGUGGUGAGAAUAUCUUCAUGUCAAGUUACCCAGCAUCAUGGUCUCAUGCAAUCCAAAGCUGGUAUGAUGAAGUCAAUGAUUUCAGUUUUGGUUCAGGUCCAAAUACAACUGAUGCAGUAGUUGGACAUUAUACUCAGGUUGUUUGGAAUACAUCUUUCCAAGUUGCAUGUGGAGUUGCUGAGUGCCCUGACCAAUCAUUGAAAUUCUUUUAUGUUUGUCAGUAUUGUCCUCCUGGUAAUUUUGUAGAAAGGCAAUACAUCCCUUACACAGUGGGAGAACCGUGUGCCCUUUGUCCUGAUCACUGUGAAGAUGGACUAUGCACAAAUAGUUGUGAAUAUGAAGAUAAAUAUUCUAACUGUGCGGAUUUGAAGGCUUCAGUAACCUGUGACUAUCCCUUGGUUAAACAAAACUGUAAUGCUACAUGCAAAUGUGAAGGCAAAAUUCAUUAAACAUCUAGUACAAAUGAGCAGGGCCAUGUGAAGAAAGACCAUCUCUUCUACUUAGGCUUGUCACAUUCCACCAGGAAUUUAGAAGUAUAGAUGCAUUCAAAUGAUUCCAAACAGUAAACAUUCCUUCAUUCUGUACCAUUCCAUUUAGUAGAAAUAUUUUACAUCCAAAGUUUUUAAAAUAACAUAAUCAAUAAUACCUUUGGACCUUGACCUCUGAAUUCUGUGACACAUUUAUGGAGUUGAGUCAAACCCAAGGUCAUACUGUUUGUCUGCAUGACUAAGGUCACUGAAACUCCAUCCAGAAAAUAAGAAUCAGGUCCCCAGAGCACAAUGGAGUAAAGGAACAGCAAUAUACUUCCACUGUAACUGUCAGUCAUCUUUCCUAGCUCUACCUAGCUAACUUUAUCUGAAAACAAGUCCCCAUUAGCUUUCUUUGAUUUCUUCCCAACAUUUGCU
Molecule: messenger RNA, 1197 nt
Organism: Peromyscus californicus insignis
Lineage: Eukaryota; Metazoa; Chordata; Mammalia; Rodentia; Cricetidae
Product: cysteine-rich secretory protein 1-like
Exons: 7
Coding region: 1-741 (246 amino acids)
Cellular component (GO): extracellular region
Source: RefSeq, a predicted model, not a curated record